Lemur catta (Ring-tailed lemur) is the source of this 4382-nucleotide messenger RNA. RefSeq names its product SMAD family member 7 (gene SMAD7). Bases 1566 to 2843 code for a protein of 425 amino acids. The transcript has 4 exons. Gene Ontology annotation, cellular component: heteromeric SMAD protein complex. Gene Ontology annotation, molecular function: transcription regulator inhibitor activity; I-SMAD binding. The record is from RefSeq and is a predicted model, not a curated record. NCBI's taxonomy places the organism in Eukaryota, Metazoa, Chordata, Mammalia, Primates, Lemuridae. Gene Ontology annotation, biological process: BMP signaling pathway; cell differentiation; transforming growth factor beta receptor signaling pathway.
AGCCUGUCCCCGAGCCGCGCCAGCCGAGCCAGCCGGGCGCCGUGCUCGGUCCGCUCGCCGCGCGGGAGAGAGCUGCCCGAGACAGAGCCAGCCUGCCGGCGCCGAGACGCCGAGCGCCCGGCCCCGGAGCCCUUGAGUGCGGCGCGGCUAGCCCCUGGCGGCGGCAGAAGGACCGGAGCGCCAGGAGAGGGCGGACGGGGGACAAGGAGGCUCCCAGGCGCGACGAGGAGAGUCUCGGAGGAGGAGGCGGCGAGAGGACACCGGGGCCUUCUGCCGCCGCAGCAGGGUCAGGGCGAGCAGCCCAUGCGGGGAGCCCCGGCGGCCAGCCGCGGCCAGGGGAAAGGGCCCCCGCGGCCCCCACACUAGCCAGCAGCUUGUGCCCAGGGGGGCGAGAACGCGCGACCCGCCAGGGGCCCGCCGCCGCCGCCGCCGCGCCGCCCUCCCCCGCGCUGUCAGCCCCGCUGGGCGCAGCCGUCGCCGCAGCAUCUUCUGCCCCUGCGCCCCCGCCAGCCCCGAGGAAGUCCCCGCCGAGGACCUGGGCCCCCGGGAGCAGAGGAGGGAAGACCAGAGACUCCCCUAAACCACCCAGACGCGCAGGAUUGAAGCAGUCUAGCCAAAGCUUUCUGUGGAUUAAAAAAAUAUACGAUUUUUUGGGGGGGGCAGAAGCAAAGGAGAGAAAGACCAGCGGGGCUCUGCAAGGAAAAAAAGGGGAUGUAACUCGUGGAUAUGUUUUUCCACCCCUCAAACAUCUUGUUUUACUUUGUAAACAUUUUCUUUUUUUAAAUCCCAGCUCCAGCCGGACGCCCCCAGACCUCCAAGGUUUGAGGAGGUGUUUUUCAUUUGGGGCUUUGCAUAUUUGGUUCUUAGGUUUUGAGACAGCCUCCUUAUUUCGCCAGACAUCUCAUGCGGGGUGAAGUCCACUCAGCCCCCUCCCCCGAGUCUUCGUGUGCACGGAAUUCGAGGAGAUCCGGUUACUAAGGAUAUAGAGGAAAAAAAUAAAUCGCGUGCCUGCUUUUUUUUUUAAUUGCCUGCUUUUUCCCCACCCCCAAAUUAAGUUGCUUAGCAAGGGGGAAAGAGGCUUUUUCCUCCCUCCAGCAGCCCAGCCGAACGCCUUUCAUUUUUUGCCCCCGCGGAUCUUCCAUGUAGGAAGCCGAGGCUGGCGAGCCCGACAUUCGGGAGCCACUGCGGGGGGGCUUCUUUUUGGGGAGGCGCCGACGGGGGCCGGCUCGCCCGUCCCCAGGGAAGCGGCGGCCGCGUUCCUCCGGGGCGCGCCGGGGCCCGAGAGCCGCGCAGGGCGCGGGCCGCGCGGGGUGGGGCAGCCGGAGCGCAGGCCCCCGAGCCCCGGCGGGCGCCCCCGGGCCCCCGCGCGCGCCCCGGCCUCCGGGAGACUGGCGCAUGCCACGGAGCGCCCCUCGGGCCGCCGCCGCUUCUGCCCGGGCUCCUGCUGCUGCUGCUGUCGCCUGCGCCUGCUGCCCCAACUCGGCGCCCGACUUCUUCAUGGUGUGCGGAGGUCAUGUUCGCUCCUUAGCCGGCAAACGACUUUUCUCCUCGCCUCCUCGCCCCGCAUGUUCAGGACCAAACGAUCUGCGCUCGUCCGGCGUCUCUGGAGGAGCCGUGCGCCCGGCGGCGAGGACGAGGAGGAGGGCGCGGGGGGAGGCGGAGGAGGCGAGCUGCGGGGUGAGGGGGCGACGGACGGCCGGGCGCAUGGGGCCGGUGGCGGCGGCGCGGGCAGGGCUGGCUGCUGCCUGGGCAAGGCGGUCCGAGGUGCCAAAGGUCACCACCAUCCCCAUCCCCCAGCCGCGGGCGCCGGCGCGGCCGGGGGCGCCGAGGCGGAUCUGAAGGCGCUCACGCACUCGGUGCUCAAGAAACUGAAGGAGCGGCAGCUGGAGCUGCUGCUCCAGGCCGUGGAGUCCCGCGGCGGUACGCGCACCGCAUGCCUCCUGCUGCCCGGCCGCCUGGACUGCAGGCUGGGCCCGGGGGCGCCCGCCAGCGCGCAGCCCGCGCAGCCGCCCUCGUCCUACUCGCUCCCCCUCCUGCUGUGCAAAGUGUUCAGGUGGCCGGAUCUCAGGCAUUCCUCGGAAGUCAAGAGGCUGUGUUGCUGUGAAUCUUACGGGAAGAUCAACCCGGAGCUGGUGUGCUGCAACCCCCAUCACCUUAGCCGACUCUGCGAACUAGAGUCUCCCCCCCCUCCUUACUCCAGAUACCCGAUGGAUUUUCUCAAACCAACUGCAGACUGUCCAGAUGCUGUGCCUUCCUCCGCUGAAACAGGGGGAACAAAUUAUCUGGCCCCUGGGGGGCUUUCAGAUUCCCAACUUCUUCUGGAGCCUGGGGAUCGGUCACACUGGUGCGUGGUGGCAUACUGGGAGGAGAAGACGAGAGUGGGGAGGCUCUACUGUGUCCAGGAGCCCUCCCUGGAUAUCUUCUAUGAUCUACCUCAGGGGAAUGGCUUUUGCCUUGGACAGCUCAAUUCGGACAACAAGAGUCAGCUGGUGCAGAAAGUGCGGAGCAAGAUUGGCUGUGGCAUCCAGCUGACGCGGGAGGUGGACGGGGUGUGGGUGUACAACCGCAGCAGUUACCCCAUCUUCAUCAAGUCCGCCACACUGGACAACCCGGACUCCAGGACGCUGUUGGUACACAAGGUGUUCCCCGGUUUCUCCAUCAAGGCUUUCGACUACGAGAAGGCGUACAGCCUGCAGCGGCCCAACGACCACGAGUUCAUGCAGCAGCCGUGGACUGGCUUCACCGUGCAGAUCAGCUUCGUGAAGGGCUGGGGCCAGUGCUACACCCGCCAGUUCAUCAGCAGCUGCCCGUGCUGGCUGGAGGUCAUCUUCAACAGCCGGUAGCCACGUGGGGAGAGGACAGAGCGUGAGCCGAGCAGGCCACCGUUCAAACUACUUUGCUGCUAAUAUUUUCCUCCUGAGUGCUUGCUUUUCAUGCAAACUCUUUGGUCGUUUUUUGUUGUUGUUUUGUUUUUUUUUCUCGUCGUUCUUGUUUGUGUUCCAUUUUGUUUUGUUCUUUGAGAAAUAGCUUAUGAAAUGAAUUGUUGGGAUUUUUUUUUGGGGGGGGGACGGGUAGGCAUGGUUGGGAGGACACCCCAUAGGAAAAGGAGAAACAAAAAAAAUCAGAGCAGCACCAAACACAAUGUGUGAAUGGGAGCAGUCGCUGAACUUUUGGGUCAUCAUUUCACUUGUCAGGAGUGUGUGUGUGAGUGAGUGUGCACGGCUGUGUGUGUCCGCACGCGUGUGCAUGAACAACAGAUGGGACAAACGAUGAACUCUUUGUGUUUCUUACGGAUGUCCCCGGCUGGGAGGUUUGUGGUCCCACGCUGUGUCUCACUUGCCCUUUGGACAUGCUCAGUGGGGCAGAGGCAGUACCUGGGCAAGCUGGCGACAGGGGUCCCAGCAGCUGCCAGAAACACGGCUCUGCCCCCAGCCUGGGGAAGCCCCCCCGCCCCGCCGCUCCCCCUCCGAGGACACGGGCCUAUCCACAGGCUUCUGAGAAGCAAGCCUGCUAGCAGCUGAACCAGAACCAAUUGUUCUCAUCCUUGUCUUACUCCCCUCCUGCCACCCCCUGCCAUCGUAGCAUCUUUCUUUUUUGGCCAUCUGCUCCUGGAUCUCUCUGAGAUGGGCUUCCCGAGGGCUGCCGGGGCAGCCCGGGCACAGUAUUGCUCACCCAGCAUCCUUGCAGGUCCUCAGCCUCUCCCCCGCCCCGGUUACAUCAGGUUUUUCCCGUACUUAGAAAACCAGCUCAGCACUUUCCGCACCCCCAGCCUGCGUGUUGAGCUCUGCCGUCAGACCAGCAGCGGGGGCACCUCUGGGAAGGACAUGCUUCGCAGUCCCCUCCCCUCCAAGAAGGAUUUGGUCUGUCAUAACCCAAGGUACCAUCCUAGGCUGACACCUAACUCUUCUUUCAUUUCUUCUACAACUCAUACACUCGUAUGAUACUUAGACACUGUUCUUAGCUCAAUGAGCAUGUUUAGACUUUAACAUAAGCUAUUUUUCUAACUACAAAGGUUUAAAUGAACAAGAGAAGCAUUCUCAUUGGAAAUUUAGCAUUGUAGUACUUUGAGAGAGAAAGGACUCCUGAAAAAAAAAAACCUGAGAUUUAUUAAAGAAAAAAAUGUAUUUUAUGUUAUAUAUAAAUAUAUUAUUACUUGUAAAUAUAAAGACGUUUUAUAAGCAUCAUUAUUUAUGUAUUGUGCAAUGUGUAUAAACAAGAAAAGUAAAGAAAAGAUGCACUUUGCUUUAAUAUAAAUGCAAAUAACAAAAUGCCAAAUUAAAAAAGAUAAACACAAGAUUGGUGUUUUUUUCUAUGGGUGUUAUCACCUAGCUGAAUGUUUUUCUAAAGGAGUUUAUGUUCCAUUAAACGAUUUUUAAAAUGUA